This is a messenger RNA of Manduca sexta (tobacco hornworm), 1556 nucleotides long. RefSeq lists its product as uncharacterized. Lineage: Eukaryota; Metazoa; Arthropoda; Insecta; Lepidoptera; Sphingidae. The record is from RefSeq and is a predicted model, not a curated record. The coding region runs from base 383 to 922 and encodes 179 amino acids. The transcript has 4 exons.
AAACAUAAGGUAGGAACAUAAUAACUGAAAAUUACGUACAAGGUUCUUAAAUUUUGUCCAAUACUUAUUAAAGAAUAACGAGAAGAAAUUAUUUGCAAGUUAUGUAAAAUACAGUAUCAUAAACGCUCAUCAAGUAUAAAAGCACACAAUUACGUGUUGUACGUACUUAGCGCAAAAACCCAAGAAAUAUUUGCGUUCCAAGAACAAACAGGAAACCUACCAUUGCCAAUAACUUUAAUUCAUUCAUUAUUUCGGACACGAGUGAGUAGAACGUAGGUCAGAAAUUUUAUUUUUGGAUUAAUCACUUCUUAACUGUUUGUACUAUUAAAGUAUUAAUCAUCUCAUCAAAAUAUCUUGAGAUUGAUAUCAGAACAUCUUCAACAUGCGUCAACAGUUAUUAAAGAGUAUAAUUAUAUACACACUCAGUGUGCUUACCACAGGAUCUUGUUUAUCUCUUGGAUUAUGGCAAAAUAAUAACUCGCCAAAGGUUAUAAUUCAAACUCCGUUCAAUGUUGGAUUGGGAUUACGAUCAUCCAUUCCAGUUCCUUCUUUAUCUGGGUUGUUUGGUAGACAACGUGGUACGAAUCACUUGGAAGAAUCUGCAAAUCACCCGAAUGAAAUUUUGGCAAAUGAUAGCAUUACUAAAGAAUAUGAAAUAAAUCGCAUUCAUUCUAUAAAGAACCAAUAUGACGACAAACUAUUCACCGAGAAAAACUAUAACGAAAUAGAAAAGAAAUUCACUACCACAGACGACACAAACAGUAAUACAAUAAUAGACGAGAUUUAUACCACGGAAACUACUGAAACUACAACAUUUACCAGUGAAACAUACAGUACUGAAGAUUAUGAAACAACGACAUUGGAUGAUAUAACGAACAGAUCUGGGUUGCCUUCAGAUGUAGUAGCGUCGAUUCUCGGCUGAUUCUUUCUACUCUUCGCAUUUCACAUGGCAUAUCUCAGUGCCGAGAUACGCUUUAAAAAAACGGGACACAUCUUCGAGAUUAUACAUCAUGAAUUCAUUUAACUUCUUGCCGUCUUCGUCGUACUCCUCGUAUCGCAGACUUUCCACAUUCUUCCGUUUUGAAUCACGAUUUCUCAGUGCAUUAUCACUGUCAAUUAUCAACACUGCUCUUCGAUUCAUCUUUUUGUAUGCAUAAUUGUUGAGGUUUGUUGUCAUGCUCACGUUUCUGUACAAAAAGUUGUAUUUAAUUUAAAUUAUUCAUGUGUUAUUAAUAAUGCUUUAGAUCAAUGUAGUACAUGUAUUGAUAUUGUGGAAGGUCGUUUCUUCUUUAAAUUUUUAGUAGUAGAUACAUAGAAUUGCAUUAUUAUAAAUUGCUAUUAAUUUAUUAUAGAAAAAAUAAUUUAUUACUAUCCUUAUUUUAACAGUGAUAUAUUGAAACAAAUAACUACUGGAUGACAUAACAUCUUUCUAUGAAUAGUUGAUCUUAACGUUAGUUAAGUUAGUCAGUUCGCUCGUUAGGGCGAAUAUAUCACUGUGUGUAAAAUUUGCAAGUAGGAAUUGACGUUAUUUAUUAAACUUUAACCAACUGUUCAAA